Messenger RNA from Oncorhynchus gorbuscha (pink salmon), 2899 nucleotides. RefSeq names its product frizzled-3-like. Gene Ontology annotation, molecular function: Wnt-protein binding; Wnt receptor activity. Gene Ontology annotation, cellular component: plasma membrane. The coding region runs from base 113 to 2116 and encodes 667 amino acids. NCBI's taxonomy places the organism in Eukaryota, Metazoa, Chordata, Actinopteri, Salmoniformes, Salmonidae. Gene Ontology annotation, biological process: canonical Wnt signaling pathway; non-canonical Wnt signaling pathway. The record is from RefSeq and is a predicted model, not a curated record. The transcript is spliced from 9 exons.
UGAGGAGAGGAGAGGAGGAGAGGAGUGGGCUAUUCACUCAGUUACGGGCUCCGUGAGUGGGAAAACCCAGACACGUAGAAAAAAAACUGCCGACAGAAAGCCUGCGGGGACCAUGGAGCUGCUGUGGGUGCUGUGUGUGUCCAUGCUGAUGCCUCCAGCGGUGGUGGUGGAGGCCAUCCCCAUGGAGUCUGCAGCCGGGAGCCACAGCAUGUUCACCUGUGAACCUAUCACCCUGCGUCUGUGCCAGGGGCUGCCCUAUAACUCCACCUUCAUGCCCAACCACCUCAACCACUACGACCAGCAGACCGCCGCGCUCGCCAUGGAGCCCUUCCACCCCAUUGUGAACCUGCAGUGUUCCUCAGAGCUGAGGAUGUUCCUGUGUGCCCUCUAUGCUCCGGUGUGUACUGAGUACGGACGCAUGACACUGCCCUGCCGACGGCCGUGCCAGAGAGCCAAGGGAGACUGCUACAAACUCAUGGACAUGUUCGGAGUCACCUGGCCAGGAGAGAUGGACUGUAACAGGUUCCCAGACUGUGACGAGCCAUACCCCCGUCCUGGAGACCUGCUCUCCAGCGCAGACUCCACUGAGUCGCCCAUCUCCGUCCAGCACAACUAUGGCUUCUGGUGCCCCCGUGAGCUGAAGAUCGACCCUGACCUGGGCUACUCCUUCCUGGGUGUGACGGACUGCUCGCCCCCCUGCCCCAACAUGUAUUUCCAGCGGGACGAGCUGGUGUUUGCCCGCUACUUCAUCGGCGUGGUGUCCAUUGUCUGUCUCUCGGCAAACCUCUUCACCUUCCUCACCUUCCUCAUCGAUGUGUCCAGGUUCCGCUACCCGGAGCGCCCAAUCAUCUUCUACGCCAUGUGCUAUAUGAUGGUGUCGCUGGUGUUCUUGCUGGGCUUCCUGCUGGAGGACCGGGUGGCGUGCCACGCGGCGAGCUCUGCCCUUUUCCGGGCAUCCACCGUCACCCAGGGCUCACACAACAAGGUGUGCACGUUGUUCUUUAUGAUACUCUACUUCUUCACUAUGGCCGGCAGUGUGUGGUGGGUCAUCCUCACCCUCACCUGGUUCUUGACUGCCGUGCCUAAGUGGGGCAGUGAGGCCAUAGAGAAGAAGGCCCUGAUCUUCCAUGCCUGUGCCUGGGGCCUACCUGGUUGUCUCACCGUCACUUUAACAGCUAUGAACAAGAUAGAAGGGGAUACUGUCAGCGGGGUGUGUUUCGUGGGGCUGUAUGACCGCACAGCGCUGAGAUGGUUUCUGCUGGCUCCACUGGGUCUGGAUGUUUUGGUGGGCGUGGCAUUACUGUUAGCGGGAAUCCUUGCUUUGAACCGCGUGCGUAUGGAGAUCCCUCUGGAGAAGGAGAACCAGGACAAGCUGGUGAAGUUUAUGAUCCGUAUCGGGGUGUUCUCUGUGCUCUACCUGGUCCCUCUGUUGACGGUCAUAACCUGCUACCUGUAUGAGAACAGCUAUAGGACUGUCUGGGAGACUACCUGGGUACAGGAGCGCUGCAGAGAGUACCACAUCCCCUGUCCAUACCAGAUUGAGCAGACCAACAGACCAAACCUGUCUCUGUUCCUCAUUAAGUACUUUAUGAUGUUGGUAGUCGGGAUCCCUUCAGUGUUCUGGGUGGGCAGCAAGAAGACCUGCUUCGAAUGGGCCAGCUUCUUACACGGACAGACACGCAAAGAUAGUGUGGUGAAUGAGAGUAGACAGGUGCUCCAGGAGCCAUAUUUUGCCCAGCUGCUCCUGCAGGAUCCCAACACCCCCAUGGUGAGGAAGUCCAGAGGGACGUCCACACAGGGCACCUCCACCCACGCGUCUUCCACCUACCUGGCCAUGCUGGACGAGCUCCCCAGCAAGAUGAGCAGCCUUUCUAGAUCCAGAGACGGCAGGUACACGGCGUGUAGUUUCCACGGAGUCGAGGAUCGCCUCCCCUACGACAGCAUGCUCCACCUCAACGACCAAUCAGGGUCCAGACACUGCAGCACCAGCCGUCAGGACAGCAUAUCAAGGCACGGCUCCACCCAGCGCCUGGAGAGCAAAUCGCAGCACAGCAGCAUCAAGGACCUUAGCAACAUCACCCAGGCCAUUCAGAGCGCCCCCGGCAACGGAAUCUAGAGUCCUAAAGGAGAAUGGAGCCACUGCCUGAACUUCCCUCUAAACACGACCCUGUAGCUAAAACCCAUGCCAUCCUUUAAAAUACAAGUGUCUAGGCCUAGAGGUGGAUGUUGAUUUGGGACUGGGCAUACUAGAUCUUUGUGUGACAGUUUGAGAGUAAGGAGACUGUGGAAACAGGACAUAGUGCAUGGUUGUUUGAUAAUCAUACCUCAACAUGUCCCCUCACUCAGCCUCACUAAACAACACUGAUAAAUGAAGAUAGCGGACAUUGUAACACGGAAGAAACAAUAUUCUUGAAUACAGAGUAGUCUCUCCAAUGCUGUUUGUUCUCAUCUAUCGGCACGUUCCACUACUCAGGGAGGGAUGAAUCUAAGGAUUUUAGAAUCUAGAUCGCUCCAUUAUCGGUCGCCAAAGCACUCUUUAAAAGCCAAGACUUUAUUCUUAUAGACCACAUUGUUUACCUGUACGUGAACUAUUGUAGACUGGUUCUACUUUGACACGUCUAUUGUUUUCAUUGCACUUCUUUUAGAGGUACUGUAAGUGAGGAGUAGGGCCAGGAGUCUCUGUCCUAUUGAUGAAUGAGCAGUUGUGAAGUGAGGCUAUAUUGUAUAACAGCGGACUUAAACUCCAGUCUCAUAGGUAGAAUAUGAUAGUGUUCUUUUCCCUCAAUUAGAAUCAGUUGUAUUGUUCCUCUCCUUCUAUGAAUUGUAUAGAUACAUGUAAACCAGAACUUCAUCUAGUAAUGGCAAUGUGAAUAGAUGUACAUUUGUUCUUUUUUUAAUU